This is a messenger RNA of Rubroshorea leprosula, 1126 nucleotides long. The record is from the annotation of a GenBank genome assembly. NCBI's taxonomy places the organism in Eukaryota, Viridiplantae, Streptophyta, Magnoliopsida, Malvales, Dipterocarpaceae.
CUUCCUCUUCCACCUCCAUCCUUUUCUUCCUUCUUUCUCCAACCAAAGUUAAGGUGCUUUUGUUAGGUAAGUAUAAGUUUUAGUUAUGAAUUUUGGGUUAGAGUUUUAGGUAGUUUAAAUUGGUGAGAUUUGACUUUAAUCCUUUGGUUUAUAAGAUUUUUGGGUAUUAAACUUUUAUUAGAAAUAUCAUUAAUUUUGGGGCUUAUAUGGGAAAGAUAGUGAGUUAGUCCUUUUUAUUGUUUGAUUUGGGUGUGAAUUUUGCUGCAGGAAUUAUAAGUAAAUUGUAUUGUUUACGAGUUAUUGUUCAUGAUACUGUUCAUGAUUACUGUUCACAAUUACUGUUCAUAAUUACUGUUCACGUACUAUGCUUUGAUCUCUUUCAAUAGGAAAUCCUAAUAUUAUUUUGGACAUAUUAUGAAUUUGUUUGACAUGCGUAUGUGUUUGUGGCUAUGGAGGAAGUGGACCUAAGCUUAAAGCUUGGGGUAUUCAGUGGACCCUUCGGAGUAUUUAGUGGACCUCUGCGCAGUAGGGUUAGUACUGUGAUUAGUUCCGGUACAGUGUUGCUAGCACACCUCAGUGGACUCCAUAGCAUUGUGUGAUUUUCGAUUUUAUGCAUUGCGCUUGUGACAUUGUAUUUGUGAGCAUAUGAUUUUAGUAUAUGAAUUCAAUUUAAAUGUCAUUGAUUAUUACUUGACAUUUGUGCUUAUGAUUUGAGAUAUUGAGUCAUUAUUUAAAUAAUGAGAAUUAUGAUAUUAUGUGAUUUGAUUCUGUUGUGUCUUAUGCUCUUUGUGUGGGUAGGUCUAAGGGUUUUAGGACCCAAGUUUACAGCUUAAACUUAUUACUUACUAGGCUGAGAGCUCAUAAAAUCCCCCCCCAUUUCAGAUCAGUAGAUCGAGGUAGUAGCAUCUCGGUUUAGGAGCUUUUGGCACAGGACUCGCAUGCUCGUUGUAUGUACAAGCUAGGGCCUCGUGUUUUUGAUAGGGAGGCAGAUCGAUGUCUUACCAAAACCAUGACUCAGCUUUUGUUUUUUUGGAAAGCUUUGGAGAAGAAAUUUGCCUCAUAAUUUUUGUGUAAAUUAGCUUUAUGUAUAAAACUUUUAAAUUAAUUAUAAAUGAACUUAGCUCAG